AUAUAUUUAUAAUAUCAUUUGCCAUAAUCAAAUUGUCAAUAAUGUUUAAUACAGCACAAGUGUUUGGGUUAAUGCAUAUGAAUGGAUUAUAUCGAAUAUGCUAUAAAGUUGAGAUCAAUUCAAUGUGUGAAUGCAAUUAUAGUUUCAAAUCAAAAUCAUAUUACAUAUUAACAUUUUUUUUGCUGUGACAAUUUGAAUGGAGAAGCCAAUAAACACAUGUGACAGUCAGACUGGUUCGAAUACCGGGGCCAGAUAGCUCAGUUGUUAGAGCGUGCACCUGACUAGAGAUUCAGGGGGCCUGGGUUGAAAUUCCAGUCUGGCCCGUCAUUAUAUAUAUUUUUCACAUCCCGUUACAUUUGGUGCUGUGCCCAACUUAUUGAACUGACAUGUGAACUCCUGCCAGGGGAAAAACUAGAACAGCUGAACAUUUUUAAACAAUUAUUUGACAAAAUGUGUGUUGUAUUUACAAGACAUUUCAUUAGAUAUCAAGAAAUAGGGGCUUACUUUUGUUUACUUUUAAGAAAGUGACAAGUGAAUUGUUAAUAAUUAUGAACAAAUCAACAUUUUUUGGAACUGUCAAACCAUAAAUUCCAGUGUUGAUCAUUGUGCUGUCAAUAAUAAUUCACACACAGAUAUGAACAUUUUACUCAUUUUGUAUAAGGCUGAUAUUUGUUAAUACUGAAGCAUAUCAAAUAUUGCCCACCAGGGGAGCAGUUAAUGUCAGUUAUUCAAUUAUUCAAUCAUAUAUUUCAAUCCUCUUGUCUCUCUCAGAGAUCAUGGUUUGGUGCUUAUUUUCGAUUAUAAUAUUAUGAUGUAAACAUUUGCUGCAACUGAAGCUGGUACAUGCAUGUAGUUAUAUCAAAUGAUGACUUACAGCUCUGUGAAUCAUGGUAUAUACUGGUAUAUUUAAGGCAUUGUCUCAAGCCAAGGGCUAGAGUCAGCAUAACUAUCUCUCUCCUACUGAUGGUUGCAUUAUCAAAUGAAACAGAGUUAAUGGGAGGGGAGUUUUAAAUGCAUGCUUAUUGCAUAUUCUUUAAAACACUGAUUUGCCUGAUUGGAUGAGUAUUGAAUCUUUCAAUUCAUAAUUUUCAAUAAUUAUAUCAAUGAUCAAGUAAGAUGUUACAACAUAAUCAAUGAGAUAAACACAUGAUCAAAGUGUUAUAUUACUACGGUAGCAUAGCAAGCAGAAAUAAACAAUGUACAUGUAUAUUUAUGAUAUUGCAUUUGAUAUUUUUUAUUAUUCAACACUCCUAGGAGCUAUCACCAGAUGAAGGUUUCCAGAAUGUUAUAAUAUAAUCAACUUUCAUAUUGAAAAGGAUCGAAACAAAGUUUCUUCACUGGAUUUAAUUUUAUAGACAUAAAAAUGAUAACCUAGCUGAACCAGCUGCCAUGUGGUCAAUGAGAAAAAAGGAGGCAGCAGCGGCCCAGCCCUCACAGGGGAGGGGUCCCUCACCCCCCACCAAAGAGGACAUUCUCAGCACCCUGGAGAACUUUGGGGACAGUACUGACCCUGAGAAAGAAAACAACAACAACAAACAACCUAGCCGGCAGCAAAGUGAGGACAGCUUAGAUGACUGGGAGAAACCCGACCCACCUAGUGCCAGUACCUUCAAUUCCUACAGUGCAGAAUGGGAGAAGUUAUUCAAGAGAAAGAAUUAUCGCAAGCAGCUCAGGUUGUAUGCCAUGAAUGGAAAUCUACGCAGCAGUCGUUUCCGCUCCGUGUGUUGGAAGGUUUUCUUGGAUGUUUUACCAGAUGACAUCCACCAUUGGAAGAACAGUUGUAGGAAAUCAAGAAGUAAAUACACCGAUUUAAAAGACAGGCUUAUAGUGAACCCCAGGAAAGCUGUCGAUUGCAGUGCCUCAGAUCUAGCCCUCAACAACCCCCUGUCUCAGGCUGAUGAGAGUCCUUGGAACCAAUUUUUCUUGGACAAUGAGCUUAGACUGACCAUCAAACAAGAUGUCAUCAGAACUUUUCCUGAGGUAGAAUUUUUUCACAAGGAAGCCAUCCAAGAAAUGAUGCUAGAUCUUCUGUUCUGCUUCUGUAAAACGUACCCAGAACUUUCAUAUAAGCAGGGAAUGCAUGAACUGCUGGCACCAUUGAUAUUCAUACUCCAUUGUGAUCACCAGGCAUUUCUCCAUGCUGCUGAGGUUGAAACGUUAGACCAGAUAAAUGAGCCAGACAGGGAUAUUGUGAAGGAGAUCAUGGACCCUGCUUAUCUUGAACAUGAUGCUUAUGCCCUGCUGAGUCAGAUAAUGCGCACUGUAGAACCAUGGUACAAUGCCAGGGACAUUCCAGUCAACAGGAGCAAGGAUAAGCUGAGCUCCGUCCCCUUUGCGCGCCCCCAGGACCUGAACUCGUCCAAUGCCAUAGUGACCAAGCUGACUCGGAUACAGGACUACAUCCUGAAGAGGUUUGAUGUAGAGCUGCAUGGACAUCUAGAGAGACUGGAGAUAGCUCCACAGAUCUAUGGAAUACGCUGGAUAAGACUUCUGUUUGGACGGGAAUUCCCCAUGCAGGACCUCCUGGCUUUAUGGGAUGCCAUCUUUGCGGACGGUGUGGGAUUUGAACUGGUGGACUUUGUAUUUGUGGCCAUGCUGUUGUACAUCAGAGAUCUAUUGUUGUCCAGUGAUUACCCACAAUGCCUGACCUGCUUGAUGCGGUACCCCCCAGUGCCGGACAUAGGUUACUUGAUAGAGAAGGCCCAGUACCUGAGAGAACCCAAACACUUCCCACGACCACCUCAUUACAGCUACCAGACUGUAAACAAUGUCAAGUCUCCUGUCUCCCAAAAACCACCCCCACAGGCCAGCUCCAACUCCACAACCUCCACUAACACCAGUACUAGUACUUACAAACACCACAGGACUGGAAGCAUGACAUCUAGCUUCUCUGAAUUCUCACGCAAAAUGAGACCCAAAACUUUACAAAUGGAUGGAAACAAGCCAUCCAUUUACAAAUCCUCUAGUGUGCCCAUGAAUCUUCAGACUGAUAUCUCGCCAGGAACCCCGCAGUACCCCCAGCAUAAGAGAGGAUCUUCUGCUAGUCUGUCCCAGGUGGAAGACGCCAUGUUUAAACAAACCCCGUCGCCUAGCAGCAUGGCACGCCUGGAACCAACCAAUGACAGAUUUGCUAACAUGACACUUUACAACCAAGAGGAUGGUCCAAUGAACGGCAAUGUUGCUAAAUUCUCCACAUUACCAAAUUUGAAAGGCAAAGGAAAGAAGUUAUCAAAACAAAUGGCUGAGUUGGAGCAUAGGAUGGGGGAGCUACAAGGACAGAUAAACGAGAAAGAAUCCAUGUCUCUGUACUGUGCCAACAAACUGGACAGUCACAUCAAGCGACUUCAGUUUGAGGUACUACAUCAGUCACUGGAAAAUGAGGAUGAAAUACUGUUAGCCAUAGCAGGAAUAAAACAGGUCAGAGAUGUUUUGAAGGGAACUCUCAAGUUUUCUCAGAUGGACGAGGAAGAUGUGACAAUAAAAGACGAUUACUAUGAACCAGAAAAUAACAGUGCCACUUCUCCCGAAAAUCAUGAGCCACUUCCGCAGGAGAAACCAAGAUCAAGGUCUCACAGUAAAAAGAGUGGCAUCUUUUACAUGAGUAGUGAGGACAAUUCUGAAAAUGCAGAAUCCCCUCCAGAGGGCCCCAUCCAAGCAGUGACCCCUAGGAAAGGGUCAAUUCAAAAAGAGGCUCAUAAUCACAAGGAGGAUAAUAAGGCAUUUGAACUGAGUGACCGUGUUUUACCGGGAACUGGCCAUGGGAAAUCUGGGAUUCAGAGCCAACCAGUGGAUGUGUCAGAGAAAACCCAUCCUCUGGAGUCAAGUCCAAAUCCCCUGUACAAUUACAAGUGUUCAGUCGAUUCUGUGUAAUAGCAAUGGUUUAUAGGUGUCUGUAGUAAUUAGGUAAAGAUAUGUGUAUUAAAGAAAAUAAAGUGUCGUGUUGAAGCCUUUCUUUGUGUAUACAUGUACUUGUACUUGUGUAUGUACUUUACCAUUUCCAUAUCUUACUUCAUGUGAUGAAAUUUUUUCUGCUUCUGAAUAGGCAUUCAUGUUAAUUAAUGUGUCUGUCAGUCUCAGAGAUGAUGAGUAUAAAAACUAGGGUUGUUUACUAGGUGGCAUAGGACACUUUAAGAUGUUGCAUAGAUCAUUAUUUUUUUUUUUAAAGAUAUAAUGACUUUUUAAAAAAACUAAAGAUUAACAUUGAUUUUGCAAUUAAUGCAUUUUGACAUAAAAAGUUUAAAAAAAAAUGCAAAUCAUUCAUUAACUGAUCUAGCCUGUUAAAGAUGUGGAAGAUAAAAAGUAGAGUUUACAUGUAUGACUUUGUUAUUUUACAUACUGAAGAUGUCCCAAUCCACCAUAAAAUCUUUCACUCUGUAUACAUUUUCUUUCCCGAAGUAAUAGGUAUUUGCAAUAUUAAUUGUGAUACUGAUGAAAGCUUUGAAAUAUCUAUUGAAUUCCAGUGUGAUAUUUUUAAAAGAGUUUCAGUGUUCCUCUAACAAGUACCGUACAUCAUUUUUAGAAAAAAAUUCUCAGGUUUAGUUCAUACUGUUCCCACCAUUAAAGCUAUGAGUAUUAUGUAAUUGAGACAAUCAUACUCUUCUUUCUCUUAAAAAAUUACAAAUUACUCCUUGAGGCUAUUAACCUAGGAAAAAAAUUAAUGUUGGAUAGAAAUUUUUUUUGGUAUUCCAUAUACUGUUGUCUUUUGUUGAAGAAUCAACAAUGCAUAAAUUAUAUUUACAUUAAUAAGUUUGAUUUGGUCAAAUUUUUUUUUUCAUAUUAGUCUGGCAAUUAUUAGGCUUGUGCAUGGUACUGCUGUAAAAAUGAGUGCAGCUUCAUGAAGUCUUAAAUUAUAGCAUGCUAGCUAUAUAUUGGUGAUACAUGUAUAUUAAAACACAAUUUUUUCUUGCAUCAUUGACUUGUUAACUUUUACAAAUACACUUUGUUUUCAUUAUUAAAGUUUUUUUCAGUUUGUGUUUCACUUGAUGAUACAUGUACUGGUUUUACAUGUACCAGUAGGAUACUCGUGCAUAUGAAUACAUUUUAAAAAUGUACAUUGUGAUAUUUAUGAAACUUUCAAGAUAUAUUACGAUAAGCUGAUGAAUUUAUGAUGCAUGCAUUGUAGAAUUGCCAUGUACAAAGAAGCACACAGAUCUCUAGGUUUAAAAAAAGAAAACCACCUAUUAGCAAGAGACUUGCAUUAUUUCUAAGUUUUAUAGUCAACUGCUGAAUUAUUUCAUACAUGUGUAUUGAAAAUUUGUUUGAACAUGGGAAUUAAUAGAUAGUUUGAUGUAUAAGAAACCAAAAUCAACAUAGCUUCAGUUUAUUUUCUAUUACGAAGAGACUUUGUUUACAUUUACCGGUACUUCUUUGAAUUCAACUAUCAGUAGUUAUUCAUAAAUUUGUUUUUCCCCAAUAAAUUGGAGUUGUAAAAAAUAACAGGGCUAAAAUGUUUUCAUAUCGAGACAAGUUCUUUUAUUCAAAUGCUUACUUUCAUUAUCUCAUAUUUUACUGUCAAAUUUUGUUCUAAUUUUAUUCCUCCUUUUUGUGAUUUUUUUACUAGAAAUGCUCAGGAAUGAGUUGCUGAUAUGACUUAAUUUAGAUAAUUAAUAUAAUGCCUGCUUUUUGUAGGUAAAUUCAUCAUCCUGUGCUGUACAUGUGUUCUAUACUGUUAAAGAAUGUUCAAUUGUUAAAUAGAAAAAUUUAUUUUGUUUUUUUAAUCUACACAUUCCUUGUGCAAUAAGUUAUUGUUUAAUAUAAAAUUAAAAUCUUCA
Molecule: messenger RNA, 5771 nt
Organism: Magallana angulata
Lineage: Eukaryota; Metazoa; Mollusca; Bivalvia; Ostreida; Ostreidae
Product: TBC1 domain family member 5-like
Exons: 20
Coding region: 1390-3870 (826 amino acids)
Biological process (GO): activation of GTPase activity
Molecular function (GO): GTPase activator activity
Source: RefSeq, a predicted model, not a curated record